Messenger RNA from Cladophialophora yegresii CBS 114405, 717 nucleotides. RefSeq lists its product as uncharacterized. The record is from RefSeq and is a predicted model, not a curated record. The transcript is spliced from 3 exons. The coding region runs from base 1 to 717 and encodes 238 amino acids. NCBI's taxonomy places the organism in Eukaryota, Fungi, Ascomycota, Eurotiomycetes, Chaetothyriales, Herpotrichiellaceae.
AUGGGAAAACCAGAACAUGAGCGUCGGGAGACUGCUCCCAUGAGCUCCGCUCCGCUUCAAGCGCCAGAUCAGCGAUCGCAUGCUUCCGGAAGGGAGGGGAAAGGGACUGAUGAACGGAAUGAACGCCUCACGUGGGAAAAUGAUGAACGUCUCCAAUCAUACAAUGCCCUGGAGAGUUCUCUUAAUCCACCACCGUUCAGGAUCCCCAAGGCCUCCCUUUCCUGCACUCGCGCAGCACGAUCAGGCAAUGCGAGCACCGUGGAUGGUGCCUUGGCUGGAGAAGAAACUCGCCAAGUGGUGGCCACGAACAAUCUCAACAACGCCAAUGCCACCACUUCGACAGCCAAUCUUUUAAACGAUCUUCUACGGCUCGAGCUCGACGCAAUUGCCAACAAUCAUGUGGAAUUCGCCGAACCUUGGUAUGUUCAAGAGGGCGCACGAGCCUGGAAACCAGGGUUCAGGCCGAGCGCACAGCCAAAGCCGAUCGAGGACACCCGCCACGUCAAGAAGCGGAGCGCACAGCCAGAGUCAACCGAGGACACACGCCCAGCCAAGAAGCGGAGCGCACUCCCAGCGCCAGAGCCGAUCCACGACAGCCGCCAAGUCAAGAAGCAGGAACUGGAAGCUGCGCAGAUACUGCAGGGGAUGAAGUACUCCGUCCCGUCCAAGUACGCCAAGAGAGACUAUCUGGACCCCCCGCCAGGACCUGAGCAGUAG